Molecule: messenger RNA, 1542 nt
Organism: Quercus lobata
Lineage: Eukaryota; Viridiplantae; Streptophyta; Magnoliopsida; Fagales; Fagaceae
Exons: 3
Coding region: 207-1532 (441 amino acids)
Source: RefSeq, a predicted model, not a curated record
UCCACCCAGACCACCCUCUAUCCCUGCUUCAUAGGCCAACCAAUCCAACCCCAGUCAGAUUUCGAUGCAAUGCGUGCUGUGGUGAUUGCUGUGACUUGACCUACCGAUGUGAGCUCUGUGAUUUUAACUUGCAUGUGGAAUGCACUGGACAAGUUCCCACCAUAAAAUAUGAAAAUCAUAGACACCUUCUCUUAUUGGUGCCGAAGAUGGGGGCUGAAGCUAAGUGCAAUGUCUGUGAAAACACCUGUGAUUCUUUAAUACUCCGUUGUCCUCGGUGCGAUUUCAAUCUUCAUGUUCAAUGUGGUCCAUUACCGAAUACCAUCAAACAUAAAUGUCAUGUAGAUUCUCUCACCCUUACAGAUUCCCCUGUUGAAGACGAUUCAGAUGAUGAAUUCUACUGCGAUGCUUGCGAGGAAAAAAGACGUCCACGAUUUCCAAUUUACUAUUGUGCAGGUUGUCUAUUUGUAGCUGAGGUCUCUUGUGUGAUCUCUGAGGUUAUGCUAUGGCUCAAAGGAGAAUAUGGGGAUGUGGAGUUGAGGUCACCCGAAGGAAAAUUUGCUGGAAAGGUGAUCAUCGAAAGAACAGAGGCAAUGGAGAUGUGCAAAAAAGAAGCAGAAGAAGCAACCAAAAUACUUAAUGAUCCAGAAGCAGAGGAAAUGCAGGCUCUGCAUGAUCUACUAACUUUGGAUCGAUUAUUAAAAUAUGAAAAUGUGUCGCGUCAUCUGGAAGUAGGAUAUGGAAUCAGAAGACAAAUUAAGCCACAAAUAGGGGGAACGGGUGUUUUAACCUGGAAUGAUAUACUAUCUUCUUUCAGUGAAGAUGAGAAAAAGGAAUUGAAGGAAGUUCUAAUGACAGAAGAUGUACAGGAAGAAAGUAUCGAUGAAGAGAACUCAUCGGAUAGCCUAGAUAAUUCCUUGUUUUUGGACAAAGCAUUCACAGAUUUAAAGCAAAAGCUUGGAUCCGGGCCUAAGCAAUUAAUGGACUUAUGGAACAGAGAGGAGAAGGUUGUUAAUGUAAGGGAUUACUUAGUGCCUCAGAGCUUGGCCCCUAUCCUAGAAAGCUUGUUUGAGAAAGAUGGGGAUGUGGGUGCUGAGACCAGUUUAUCUUCUAGGGUAAAGAUGUAUCUAAUUGUCAUAUUAUGUGGGACCAUAGAUAGUGUGUGCUGCACCAGAAUUUUGGAUAUCACAGAAGAUAAACUAUUGAAUUGGAUGCAGUACUUGAGGGCUUUGGAAUAUGCAGGGUUCAAAAUUCAGUUUGUUCAUGAUCAGUGGAUGAGAGUUACAAAAGCUUACUUUGGACUCCAGCUUAGAAAACUAGAAGAUGACACCCUUCAGGAACUUGAAACAGAUAUCACAAAGUAUGAUGCAGAAGUCAAGGAACUGACUACAAAAUUGGAGCUAAUGAAAGACAAACAUAAGCGUAUAACAUCUGAAAAAUCUGGGAAAAGGUCGAGCUUAAUCGAGGAUUGCUUGAGAGCGGCUGCCAAGUUGAAGUGGAAGAAAGCUGGCGCGGGUCUAAUUAAGCUGGGCUAGAAAAUCUGUA